AUGACACAUGGGAUUUGCACAGGUACUUUGAUAAAACCAUUGUACGUACUAACUGCUGCCCACUGUACGUGGGAUACAAUACCAUCACAGUACCAAGUAUAUGCUGGACCUAUUUUAGACCCUGAAGAUUUUGGACGGGUAUCCAAAAUCCACAUUCCCAAGAAAUAUAAAAUACACAGGCUAAACAGUAAACCUAGGACGGGAGACAUAAGUUUGCUUAAACUUAAACGCCCAUUCAAAAAUGUUAAGAAAUAUAUACAAAUUGGUGGAAACAAAAAAGAAUUUGCAGACCUCAACGCCAUAGAAUGUAUUUUAAUUGGAUUUGGUGGUAUGGAUACAAAGGGCACAUUAAACCCAGCAGGAGCUAUGAUGACCACUAAGGUCAGACAUGGUCAAGCAGCUUGUAAAAAUCCUAAUAACAUGGGCACAAGGUGGGCAGAAUAUUUAUGUGCGAUUACCCCAUUCCCGUCGAUGGUAUGUAAAGGAGACAGCGGUGGUCCAAUGAUUUGCAAUGGAAAGCUCUAUGGAUCAUACUGUACACGUGUUCCUAAGCUAUCAUUCAAAAUGGAUAAAUUCUAUAAUAGAAAAGAAAAAGAAAAAGAAUUCCGGGAGUAUGCUUAA
Molecule: messenger RNA, 621 nt
Organism: Myzus persicae (green peach aphid)
Lineage: Eukaryota; Metazoa; Arthropoda; Insecta; Hemiptera; Aphididae
Product: arginine esterase-like
Exons: 5
Coding region: 1-621 (206 amino acids)
Biological process (GO): proteolysis
Molecular function (GO): serine-type endopeptidase activity
Source: RefSeq, a predicted model, not a curated record